Molecule: messenger RNA, 9182 nt
Organism: Platichthys flesus (European flounder)
Lineage: Eukaryota; Metazoa; Chordata; Actinopteri; Pleuronectiformes; Pleuronectidae
Product: serine/threonine-protein kinase WNK1-like
Exons: 28
Coding region: 770-6496 (1908 amino acids)
Biological process (GO): positive regulation of potassium ion import across plasma membrane; negative regulation of sodium ion transport; monoatomic ion homeostasis
Cellular component (GO): cytosol; cytoplasm
Molecular function (GO): ATP binding; protein serine/threonine kinase activity; chloride channel inhibitor activity
Source: RefSeq, a predicted model, not a curated record
GUCAGUACACCACAAACGCUCAAUUUUAACUUUUUUAAAAACGUGUUAAACGUGAUAACACACCGUGAAAUAAACACACCUCGGAUUUCUAAACACAGCCAGGGAUGUGGUGUUGAAAAAACGUGACGUGGGAAUCAUUCAUGGCUGGUUAAGGAUUAGCUAACGACAGCUAACUCGCUGUGUGUGCUAGCUGUGGCCGUUAGCAGGCUAACAAAGAGCCAUUGCUCCUCCUCGCUUUGUAUGCUCGAUGUUGCCGUAUUAGAUGGUCCCGGUGUCCCGUAGGAGACGGUGAGGAAUGGGGUUCGUUCGGGGAAGAGUGAAACUCGACUGGAAUAUAUGUCUGGAGUGUCCCGACAUUCUGCCUUGGCUUGCAGUAGGACGUCCCUGUCGUAGGUCGUGCAUUCGUUCCUCACCAGUGAUCCCCUAUGCUUGAGAGAACCUGGAGCCUGAGUCUGACAGGAUGGAUGGUGUGGACCUAAAGAGACUCGCAAAUCAAGAUCAGCCCUCUGUCUCUUGCUACGGUGUUCAAUCCUUUUCUAUCUACGAGAGAACACCUCCCAUUCUACACCUCCAGUCUCUGUGCUUUAUGUGUAAAGACUGAUCAAUAAAAAGACAGAAAGAGAUAGAAGUUGGAAGACUUUCUAUCUUGUGCCUUUUUUAAAGCAGAGAUACAUAAAGAAAAUAUACAAGGCUAUAUCACGGACAUGGAAAUAUCCUUGUUUUAAUUUUACAGUAGUUGUACCCCCUUACUCUUGGUGUGGGUGGUGGGAUGUCGGAAAAGCCAGAUGACAAAAUGGUGAAGUUCCUGGCCCCCCCCCAGAAGAGUGGAGAAGGCCCCAGUUCUGAUUCAAUGAUUAGUGACAGCCGCCAACCGUCAGAAGUGAGACGGCGGCAUCACACCAUGGAGCGUGAUCGAUGUAACCCUGAACACCGUUUCUUGCGUCGGAGUGUGAUCAGUGAUUCCAAUGCUACAGCGUUGGCCCUCCCUUUACCCAGCAAGAUCCCCAUCCCUGCUCCCCAACGGGUUCAUUUACGUGAAUCCGUCCCUCAGCGGCAGCAGGCUGCUGCUGCUUAUUUGCCCCGGACUGAAACAAUCUUAGCUCAAAAUGAAAAGUCUGAUGAUAGUGGCAGAGGAGUAGUGGAAGGAAAAGACAUAGAAAUAGCUAAGGUGGAAGUAGUGCCUUUAGAACAGGAGCCUGCCAAUGUACAAGAUGUCUGUGACGUAGAGGUGGUGGUAGUGUCCGACUCCAUACCAUGCUUGGAAAGAGAUUUGCCAAGUCGAACAGAAACUGAAAGCACCACUGAAGUGAAGUUGCAUCCUGGAGAAGGGGAGGAAGGAGAAGAUAAGGACUCUGCUAAGGCACGGGCAGAGGCAGAGCAGAGAGAAGCUGAGAAAAAAGUGCAGGAUGACAUCGAAGAGGCAGAGUCAGUGGCAGUGGGAACAUCUCCAGAUGGGCGUUUCCUAAAGUUUGACAUUGAACUUGGUCGUGGCUCCUUCAAGACCGUCUACAAGGGCUUGGACACUGAGACCACAGUGGAGGUGGCUUGGUGUGAGCUUCAGGAUCGUAAGCUGUCGAAGACAGAGCGGCAGCGCUUCAAGGAGGAAGCGGGGAUGUUAAAAGGACUGCAGCAUCCCAACAUUGUCCGUUUUUACGACUCGUGGGAGGGACCCUCCAAAGGCAGGAAGUGUAUUGUUCUGGUCACGGAACUCAUGACAUCUGGCACACUCAAAACAUAUCUGAAGCGUUUCAAAGUGAUGAAAAUUAAAGUGCUGCGGAGCUGGUGUAGACAAAUCCUGAAGGGUCUUCACUUCCUCCAUACUCGGACUCCCCCGAUCAUCCACAGGGACCUUAAGUGUGACAACAUUUUCAUCACAGGCCCAACAGGGUCUGUCAAGAUUGGAGACCUGGGACUGGCCACCCUCAAGCGUUCAUCCUUUGCCAAGAGUGUUAUAGGUACCCCUGAGUUCAUGGCGCCUGAGAUGUAUGAGGAGAAGUACGACGAGUCAGUGGAUGUGUAUGCCUUUGGAAUGUGCAUGCUGGAGAUGGCCACCUCAGAGUACCCUUACUCAGAGUGCCAGAAUGCUGCACAGAUCUACCGCAGAGUUACCAGCGGGGUGAAGCCGGCCAGCUUCGACAAGGUGGCCAUUCCUGAGGUGAAAGAGAUCAUCGAGGGAUGUAUUCGCCAGAACAAGGAUGAGAGGUAUUCAAUCAAGGACCUUCUGAACCAUGCGUUCUUCCAGGAGGACACAGGGCUGCGCGUGGAGUUGGCAGAAGAGGAUGAUGGAGAGAUUGAGGCCAUGAAGUUGUGGCUGAGAAUUGAGGAUGUAAAGAAACUCAAGGGAAAAUAUAAAGAAAACGAAGCUAUUGAGUUUUCUUUUGACCUCGUCAAAGAUGUCCCAGAAGAUGUGGCUCAGGAAAUGGUUGAGUCUGGGUAUGUGGCUGAAGGUGACCACAAGACCAUUGCGAAGGCCAUAAAGGACAGGGUGUCUCUAAUCAAUCGGAAGAGAGCACAGAGGCAGCAGGUCAGAGAAAAUCAAGAGAAGAGACGUCUUGAAGAGGAGCAGCAGAAUCCGGUGCUGCCUGCACAGCAACCAGUCCAACUAACCAGCAUGGAGGUGCCUCCCCCCCAGCCGGUGCCUCAGACUGUGUCUUUUAUACCUCCACAACUAAACCAACACAAUCCACAAAUGUGUGCUCAACCUGCAUCUCAGAACCUUCCCAUUUCGAACUACAACACUACUCAAUCAAACCAAAUGACUGGCAUGGGUCAAGUGAUCCCUUUUGUGCCCCAGUCAACUGGGCAAGUCCAAGUUCAUGGUCAGAUCAUGGCCACCAUCCAGCCGGAGUCGGAGGAACCUGAAGCCGACCAUCACAAACAGCUGCAGCACAGUGGAGGAGUUGGUCACAUUGGAGACAGACUACCUAGUUCCACCAUCAUGCCUGAGGCCCAGCCUCAGCCUGGAAUAUCCUACAGCUCCACUCCCAGUCAGCACCCACAGCCCCCAGUGUCGGGCCUGCAGACACAAAAUGAACAAAUGCAACAGCAGCAGUUGUCACUGGUUCAACCCCAGAUUCAAGGUGUCCAGGAAGUUGUUCCUCUCGCACCUACAAACCAGUCUGUUCCCGGGGGACCUCAACAGUAUGGAGUGUACUACCAACCAUCGCUCCCCCCUCAGAUUCCCAACCAGCAAGGGAUGAUCCCCCCAUCAUCUCAGUCAUCUGCUCCACAACAGCAGCAGCAACAACAACUGCAGCAGCAGCAGCAGCAGCAACAACACCCAGAGAGCAGCUCUUCUCUUCAGAGCUCCACUCUACCACAGGCUCAGUCUGGAGGUCAACCGCUACAGGCCUCUGUGAGUGUUCCUCGGUCAACAUCAGGCGAGCUGCUAGCUGGAUCUUCAGUUCUGAUUCUACCAUCUGUAGAAAGCUGCCUGUCGGAUACAGCUUCUGGUCUUAGUGACGGCAACGACGGAAGUUCAGGAGGUCGCCAUGAGGGCCGGUCACUGAAGCGUCACCAGAGACGAUCCGUGCGCAGCCGCUCCCGCCAUGAGAAGAGUGCAAAGGCCAAGCUGAACGUGCUCAGUAUCUCUAAUGUGGGUGACAGAGUUGCAGAGUGUCAGCUGGAAACCCACAACAGGAAGAUGGUCACCUUCAAAUUUGACCUUGAUGGUGAUAAUCCAGAGGAGAUCGCACAGAUCAUGGUUGAGAGUGAGUUCAUCUUGGAGUCUGAGCGGGAGUCUUUCAUCGAGCAGGUCCGUGAGGUCAUAGAAAUGGCUGACGAGAAUGGAGAAGGGAUGAAGGAAGCUUUUCCCCAGAUGAGUGACCUCCAACAACAGCCUGCGCUGUCUGUUCCCAUGCUGCCAGGUAUUUCCCCCAGCACGAUAGCGCAGGUAGUUCACUCAGCAGGACGGAGGUUCAUCGUCAGCCCGGUGCCAGAGUCUCGUCUCAAAGAGCAGUUCUUUGGAGUUUCUUCUGCUAACACAUCAUUUGGAGACGAACCUAACUCUGCUCCCCUUUUGGCACUGGGCCUUUCUCUGUCUGCUCCAUCCGGGAUCCUCCAGCAGGCCUUCAAUAACAUUAGGCAGUCUCGUUUAGAGAGGGGCAAAACGGUUGACACCCCUUCUUCUGAGCAAGAGCCAGCCACCAUUCCGUCCACUGAGGCUGGUCUCGGCCCGAGUUCUACCAAUAUCCUGGCUCCUCCGGAAGCUGUAGCUUCCACCACCAGCACUACUUUCCCUCCUGUGUCUCCCCCAUCUACUGUGACAUCCUCACUGCCUCCCUCCACUGGGAGGGUUUCCCCUCAACCCAUAACCACGCAUACCCAAUCUCCCGUUCCUGUGGCCAGUGAUCCCAGUCCACCCCCUCAGUCUUCUAGUGAAACACCCUCCUCACAAGUCCCAGCACCAGCUCCCAACAUCCCUCCCUCAUCUUCUACCAUUUCUCCUCCAUCAGCACAGACCUCCGUCCCUGCAGUCCCUGGGCCUCAGACAAGUAGUAGUUAUGUGUCUGUCUCUUCUGUUGCUGGAGUUCCAUCUACCGGUACUAGUACCCCCCCUGCUUCAGAGCAGCAGCCUUUUAAGAAUCCGGUCCAAGCACAGCCAGUUGAGGCAGAGGGGGCUGAGCUCCAGUCAAAGGCCGCCGGUGGAGAUGACAUCCAAGCUCUAGAUAAGAAGCUCCGGUCCCUCUUUAAAGACCAGAGCGCCGCCUCAGCAUCAUUAGAUCCUAGUCAGAACACGGGGACCUCCUCUCCUCCCACUGGGACUACUUCCCCUCCACCUGGAGCCGUCAUGGUGCCUCCAUCAAACCUUCCUCUCACUUCUGGGUUGCAAGGGGUUCUUGGCUCCAUCACCACCCCAGGACAGAGUUUGACCCCGGGAGGACAUUCCCAUACCCCCCCAACAAAAGCCAGGGCACAGACUCUACCCACUGGUUUUGAUCCAGCUGCUACACCUUCCUCUGACAUCCUACCCCCGUUUCCUGGACCAAAUCAGUCGCAUCAACCUAUGGGUAACUUGGAUGCGCAGUUGAGGAGAGCUCUGAGCCCGGAGACAGUCCAGGAGGGUAACAGCGCACCGCUUCCAGCAGCAGGUUUCACUCUGGGACGAUUCCAAGUAUCCAUUCCAGAUCCCCAUAGCGCUGUUUCCUCUUCCUCCCUCACACCGUCAUCUACCACAUCCUCCUCCUCCUCCACUUCUUCCUCUUCCUCCCCCUCAAGUCCAGAAAAUACCCUCCACCGGUCAUCCAGUCUGUGUAAAGUAGUUUCUGAAACUGAUGGAGUUAGUGGAGCCUCAUCCCUCUCUGCCGUUCAGGCCGGUCAGCCCACCACCAUCGGACGCUUCCAAGUGUCCCCGAGCAGCAAUGCCACAUCCGGACCCAGCAACGGCUCUCAAGUGGGACGAUUUUCAGUCACAGUGACUGCAGCGACAGGCUCCAGCCCAUCACACGGCUCCAGCCGGCAGAACGGCCCCUCGUCUUCCACCUCUGACCCACAUAACACACAUUACAGUAGUGACAAUGACGACUCGGAGACUGAGGACGAUGCUUUGCAGAAGGAAAUUGGCAAUCUUAGAGAGAAACAUAUGAGCGAGAUUCAGGCCUUACAGUCGCGUCAGAAAGAGGAGAUUGAGGCUCUGUUUACGCGAAUGGGGAAAAAUGCUCCUUCCUCUGUCUGCUCCCCUGCUGCGGCCAUGGCGGGAGGUCGGCGUAGGCUGAAAAGCAAAACCUACAAAUCCGGUCGCAGCAGUGGACAGCCCAGUCCCCUCCACUCAGGAUCCCCUCCAAAGCAAAGACCUCCCUCAUCAGAGGUCUCCCAAAUGACCACAGAGGCAUCCCAAGCAGAUGGGAGCUCGUCCAUACAGCAGCUCCGAUCCUCUCCGUCCAUGCCCAGCCUCGGUAGCUACUCCGCAGGAUUGAGUGGGACCAGCUCCUUAAACGGUUCAGGCCACUGUCGGAACCAUUCAGCUUCGAUGACCCAGGGGACUGGAACCGCUCCUGCUUCCUCUCACACCCAGAAGGCUCAAGUCACCUUCACUCAAGACCUGCACCUACUGGUGGAUAACUGGGUCAGCCUCUGCAAGAAAGGUCCUAAAGCUGGAGCACAGGCUGCACCGGGACAAGAUAUAAUUCCCCCAGCCAACAUGGGCCGAAAAUUCUCAGCUCCAGGUUACCUCUGCCCAUCGCUGCCCACGGCUUCUAACGCCACAUCCACCACCACUACCCAGCUCCCAACCCCCGCCAAUCACCCUGUCGCUAUGGGGCCCCGCAAAGGCUCCCUGGGCCCAGCUGCUCCGGGGUUUGGAUAUCCCUCUCCCCAGUACAGUGCUCCCCAGUGGGCAGGACCCACAACCACGUGCCAGGUCGGCAUGCUUAAUCCUGCGCAGCCACUACCUACGACAGCCUCGGUGACCACAAUGCAACAAGGCUACCACAUGGGAACCACACCAGCACCCCAGAAUCCAGUCAGCCAUGGAGGGGCCAACCUUAGGCCGACGUAGCCCAGUCAGAGCCCCGGUCCAGGAGGAGACUGCAGGGCCACACGGGGCCGAGAGCCAGACAGUCGCUGAUUGAGAACCACUAGCUCUCUUUGCUGGUCAGCUGGCUGUGCUUUUUUUUAUUUUUAUUUCUUUUAUCAUUUUGUGUUAUGAGUCGACCUGUGUCCUCUCAGGCAGAACAAAAACCUGUUAUCGGAGGGAGCGUGCAAUACACACCCACAGCACAUGAGUCCCACACUAAGCCUGCCAUUAGCUGUGGAAAUGAGCCGUGAGGAGUGAGGUGGUAGUGUCUGGUGAUGUAACGACCCAGAGGCACAGCCGACAGCAGCCAAAGAUGUCUUUCUGCGAGCAGAGGCUGUAACGUCGUGAUUUCUUUAUGAAGAGGAGGGAUUCUGGUGGACAUCCUAACUGGUCCUGUCUUCACUGAGGACAGUUUGCACCACAACACAACACACACACACACACACACACACCUGACUAAACAUUGACCUGGUUGAGGGACUCGGGUGGUAGGUUAUGUCGUCUCAGAGAGUGAGGGGCGAAUGUGAGUGUACAGGAAGUGGAAGAUACGAGUGGGACAGUUGGUUUUGUUCCAGUCGAAGCAGUAAUGAGAAGCGAGGAGGAGAAGAAAGACAUAGUACGUCAGGCUGGAGUGUAACGGAGAGGUUCGGAGUAUGAACGCCUCCCAGAUUAAGUAAACGCAAUAAUGGCAAAGACUAGAUGAACUGUCCCUCGUAACUGUGGCCUUAAUCCCCAAACACAUGAAAACUUUGUACAUAGAUAUUUCUUCACUGGGUUAUGAUUCCAUGUUUAGCAUAUUUAUGUCCCUGUGAGAGUCUUUGUGAUUUGAGUUGUCUCUCAUCAGAUACAUUUAUUAUACUGAUUUAUUCUUCAAGUCUGUCUGGUAGGCCAGUGGGUCUGCCACAUGGAAAAGCGUUGUCCUGGUGUUGACCGCCACUCGAAGCUGAAGAGGUGAUGCUGCUGUAGAUCACAGACUGGGUAGUGGGUGUUUGCAGGGUGAUACGUUAUUUUUAUUUACACAGGAAUGAAACCUUUUUUCGAGAAUCUUAAGUUGACACAUAGAACCGCUUCAUUUAGUGUUUAGCUCUGCGAUACAUCAUGUAGAACGAUACAGUUUUGGUUUUAUUAAUAGUAAUAUUUGUAAAUUUCUGAGUAAGGGGUGGGGUGGGGGACUCAACCUCCCCGCUCCACCCAGGUGUUUACAAAGAUCAUGCACAUCUCUAGAUUAACAGGUCGUCACAUUUAAUAUAUUUAGCCGCCACCUCUCAAAUCACAAGUGUCUGGGGUUCUCUUCCUGUUGUCUGUUUUUGUAUGCGUUAUUUAAUAAAUCCAGCAAAUGUUCUUUAUGGACCUGUAUUCAGCCAUCAGAUGUUGAUGUUUCACUGUAAUUAUUAUUAAAGGUUGUUAAACAACACGUAGAUAAAGGAAUAUAAAAAGUGCAAUUGCAGGGUUGUUGUUAUUGGUAUUCUACUCGCCACGCAGGAGUAAAUCCUGGGGUUUAUUAAGCUCAUCUAUAACUGCCCUGCCCCCCCCCCCACCCUUUUCUAUUUUAUUGUAUAUACGUUCAUGUGAGGAAAGUGCUUUCACGUAACGCUCGACCCACUCUACAUGCACACGCACUCAAACCUGUAAACAUGAGGGACACUUUAGUGCCUUGCAUCCUCACUAAUGACAAGUUCCAGAUUCAUUUAGUCCUGUUGUAUCUGUGACUGUGCUGCAGAAAAACUUAACCUGUAAACACAACCCGACACACAACUCAAGAGGAUGUAACACUCUGAAACGGUGGACCAGACACACACGCAGAACAAAGAGCACACUGACUAAUGUGGAAACCAAUUUUCUUUUCUCUCUCUACAGUUACAUUUUGUGUUGGUUGUGUAAUCAGCUGUGAAUUUCUAUUAGGCUCAUGCGUACAUGGUUUUUGGCCGGCAUUUAUUUCUGUGGAUUUAUCAUAAAAACUGUUUUGUGGAAGCACUUGUUCAGGCAGCGAGUGAGUGCGCUGUACAAAGGCUCGGAAGUCUUCAUGCUCUUUUCGUCUCCUCACCUCACGGUUGCCAUGCUGUCAUUGUGACUCCUUUGCCUGCUUGUAGAUUGGAUGAAUAGUAAAACUUCUCUAGAGAAAAAAUAAGUUACUGCAAUGCAGAAUAUGCAAUGUUUAAAGUUUUAUAAGGGCCGAGGGGGUAAUGGAAACAUUUGCAUGCUGAUGAGGGUUGUUACUGACUUCAGUGUUUUUGAUAUUGGAAUAUUAGUGAUCUUUUUAUUAUUAUUUGCCUUCCUGAGAGUCAUCACAAAGUGUUGACACCUUAAAUUGCCAUUCACCAAUAUCACAGACACAUUAUCAGACGAUCCGCAUAUGAGUUCUGCAUGCUGGCUUCACUGGUGUGUUCUCUUACAUCUGGCCACUGUACAGCACAAGCUCACAACAAAGCUUUAGGUCCAUAUGCUACUAUGUAACAGUCACAGAGCUCCAUCAGUACUGUGUGAAGCUGCUGACACAGUGAUGUUGGUCAAAUUCUUAUCUCUGGUCCCUCCCUACAGACGUCCCGUGAUUCAGUGUCUGUUUUGUGUAUGUUUUUCCACGUUGUACAAAAUGUAAAAACAAAUAAAAAUAUCAGUGAAAGCACUUGUCAUGUUAAUAUUGCUGUCAUUAAAAUGUUCUAAACCAGAA